AUGAUUGAGUGGGCGACAAUUCGAUCACACGCCAUGCGAGAAUACCGCCAGCGCCAGCGAAGUAUCCAGAAGAGGCAACAUGAGAGUACUGCGAACGCCUGCAGAACUACAGUUGCAGAGCCUGAGAGGCUCCGAAAAGGCCACAAGUCCAGCGAGAGCGCGGAAAGACGGCACGUCAAUGUCGUGUGGCGCUCGUCUGUCCAUAUUGCCAAACACACCCCCACCACUCUGCAACACGAUGCGCAUCUCUCUACAUCACUGGACGACGUCUCACUGUCUGACCCUGGAGCCUCGUCUGAGUGGACUUCCGAUUGUCUAGCGUUGUUCGGACGAUACCUGCGGUGGCUAAAACCUGAGGGCGACUUUACAUUACCCUGGGAGCAUGACUAUUCACCAAGCCCUCUGCUGCUAGCUGCUAGUGUCUUGAGUGCGACCCGUCAUCUACAGGCAGCCCAUUUCAUUCGGCCGUGCAACACGCAUCUUGCGUGGAGGCAUGCUAUUCUGAAGCGGCUGUUGGGGCUUGGUGAUGCUCUGGACAAAGACUUUGCCAACGCUGCGACAUGUCUGCUUCACUUCGAGCUGUGCCACGGCAGUGAAGAAGCAAUUUAUCACCUUCGUGGCCUCAGGUCCACCACUAAACUCGAAAAGUGUAUGCCGGCAUGGGAGUUGCAGAGCUGUACGAUGUCUCUCGAGAUGGGCGAUCUUCUGCAUGCACUACUCUUCGAGCACCCAUUGGAGGUGCUUUCACACGACCAAGGAGCGACAUAUGAUCGCAAGUUCUCCGUAUACCAUCUGUCUGUCCUAGCUUCCGAGCUGCAAGUCGAUUGCGGCCCUUGCAAGACAUCCGAGCUUCAAGCCCUCAAAGAUGUGUACCGAAGUAUGUCGGAAGCAGCCAGCAGGAUGGAGCUGUCGCUUGCGGAUAAUACCACUGUACCUGACAGCGACAUAACGCCAGAUGCGCCCGAUGACCAACAAUCAGCACUGAGCUUGACGGGCAUGCCGAAGGACCUCACCCUCUUCGUGCAGGCUAGCUCUGCAACGAUUGCCAUCCUACACAACUAUGCCGUCCGGAGACUAUCAAUUCGACACGUCGACAACGAGGAGUACGUCAAGAAGGUCAUUACUGCUAUCAUGCAUAUGGAUGAUUCCUCAUGGCAGGGCACGCAGUACUCUCGCAUAUUCAUACUCAUGACUGGCUUAUGCGCCUCGACAGAACAGCCAGCUAGGAGCUUCUUCGAAGCUCACCUCAUCCGAGCAAUACUGCAAGCUGGCACUGAUGAGUGGACCAGUGUGCAAAGUGAGCCCCAAAAAACAGAUGCUCGACAGAUCAGCAGUUUUGACCCGACUUCUUUAGCUUUCACUAUCAAGUUUCUUGCGAACAGAGACGACGUGAGAAUAGCAUCGGCCCGCUAG
Molecule: messenger RNA, 1413 nt
Organism: Fulvia fulva
Lineage: Eukaryota; Fungi; Ascomycota; Dothideomycetes; Mycosphaerellales; Mycosphaerellaceae
Exons: 5
Coding region: 1-1413 (470 amino acids)
Source: RefSeq, a predicted model, not a curated record